This is a messenger RNA of Peniophora sp. CBMAI 1063, 1095 nucleotides long. Lineage: Eukaryota; Fungi; Basidiomycota; Agaricomycetes; Russulales; Peniophoraceae. The record is from the annotation of a GenBank genome assembly.
AUGCGUUCAUCCGGCCUUACUACCAUCGUCUGUCUCGCAGUAGCGGUGAUUGCCUCGCCGACACCCAUUGACCCGGAUUCCCUGCAAGCGCGUGACGGCUGGUCGCCGCCGGUCCGCCGCGACGUCUUCACGAAGCGGACCCCUGAGCCCGAGCCGGAGGCUGCUCCUGAGCUGUUCAGCUUUGGCAAGCGUUCGCCGUUUGCGCUUCCCAACGUACUCCCUCGCGAUGGCCAGGAGGGUACCGUCACCCUCGGCAAGCGUACGUCGGACGGUGGUGGCCGCCUCCCGUUCUUCUUCAAGCGUGACGGCAAACUCAGCGCGCGUGACAUCGAGGCGAUGCAGGCGCGCAAGGCCGAGAUCGAGAAGCGUGAGGCCGAGCUCGUCGCGCGUGAGCUUGAGGAGCUCGCUAGGCGUGAAGCUGAGGAGCUUGCCAAGCGUGAGGCCGAGGAGUUCGCCAGGCGUGAAGCCGAGGAGCUCCAGGCGCGCGAGGCCAGCUCGCUCAAGAAGCGCGAGGCGUUUGAGGAGAUCGAGGCGCGCCAGGCGGAGCUCGAGCUUGCCAAGCGGGAGUACGAGGAGGCGGCCAGGCGCGAGUAUGAGGAAGUGCAGCUGCGCGACUCUCUUGCUCAGUUCGGUAUGCGCGACAUUGAGGCGCGCGAGCCGCUCAGCUUCACCGUUACGAUCCAGGCGCGCGACGUCGAUGACGGGGCUUCGUACCUUGCCAAGCGUGCUCCGCAAUUCAACAUUGCCAGCUUGAUCAGCCAGCUUACUGGCAACGCGACCGCGAAUGGCGGCGCGGGUGGCGGGGCCAACGCUAACACCGGUCUCGGUCGCCUCAGUGCGCUCACUAACGGCCGCCUCGGCAACCUCUUUGGUGGUGGUGGCACCACCGGUGGCAACACUGGCCUCAGCCGCCUGGGCAACCUCGGCAGCGCGCUCAACCGCUUCGGCUUCAACUUCCGUCGUGAGGAGGAGCUCGCCCGCGAGCUUGCUGGACGUGAGGCGUCGCCCUUCCCCUUCAGCUUCAAGGAUGACUCGUUCACGCGCCGCGAGCCGUUUGACUUUGACUCGUUCGUGAAGGCCAAGCGCUGGAACUGA